AUGGCCUUAUCAACCUCAUGCCCUCCUGCCCUGUCCUCAUCACCGUCAACACCACCUGCGCCACCCACGUCACCUUCAACCUCGCCUGUGCAGCCUUCAUCACCUUCUCAUGCGCAGCCCUCAUCAUCCUCGCCUGCGCAGCCUUCAUCCCCUUCUCAUGUGCAGCCCUCAUCAUCCUCAUCCUCGCCUGCACAGCCCUCAUCACCUUCUCAUGUGCAGCCCUCAUCAUCCUCAUCCUCGCCUGCGCAGCCCUCAUCACCUUCUCAUGUGCAGCCCUCAUCAUCCUCAUCCUCGCCUGCGCAGCCUUCAUCACCUUCUCAUGUGCAGCCCUCAUCGCCUUCUCAUGUGCAUCCCUCAUCAUCCUCAUCCUCGCCUGCGCAGCCUUCAUCACCUUCUCAUGUGCAGCCCUCAUCGCCUUCUCAUGUGCAGCCCUCAUCAUCCUCAUCCUCGCCUGCGCAGCCCUCAUCACCUUCUCAUGUGCAGCCCUCAUCAUCCUCAUCUUCUCCUGCUCCACCCUUAUCUUCACCUUGUGCUGCAUCAACACCUGUGGUUCACUCAUCACAGGCGUCUGAGACCCUCUCAUUAAGGAAGAUAUCCUCUUUAAGGCCAUCAAGAAAAAGACAGUAUUCAGGAAGUGCCGUCUGUGAUACAGACUACAGCGAUGUCACAGACUACAGCGAUGUUGACUAUAUACCAAAAAUCAGCUCAGAUGAUUCGGAUGGUAGUUCUUCUGGACAUGACAUGGUCAAAAGUGCUUUGAUACAUCCAACAUCUCCCAAAGAGGCAGGUAGUUUAUCUGAUCAAUGUAUGACCGCACCAUCACCUAAAAAGAUGAAAUGCCAAUCUAAAGAGACAAACACCUCGUCUGGUGAUAAGACUUUUAUUCAGUCAAUGCCAUCACCUAAGCAGGAACGCAAGACGUACAACAAAAAGCAGUAUUGCCUUUAUUGCUCUAAGCCAUAUUCAAAAAUGGCCAGACACCUUGAAUUUGUCCAUCGCAACGAAGUGGGGGUUGUAAAGGCAGUAGCAUUUCCAAAACAUUCCAAAGAAAGACGAGUCCAGUUAAACCUCCUUAGAAAAAGGGGCAACUUUGCCCACAACACCGAUGUGGUGAGACAAGGACAUGGGGAGAUGAUUGCCUGCUACCGUCCAAAAAAUAGUCAAAGAGCCAAUGAAUUUAUUCACUGCAUUUACUGCCAAGGGCUUUAUAACAAGCGUAGCCUUUGGAAACAUAUCAAAAACUGUCCCCUGAAACCAAAAAAUGAGGAUGCCCAGGGCAGGAAAAGAGUUCGAUCCCUGUGUGCUCUAAACACACCAGUGGGCUUAGAAGUGAGCAAAGGAUUCAAGAAAGUACUCUCCUUUAUGAACUAUGAUGAAGUUUCGCGUGUAGUUCAUACUGACAGAUGCAUCAUGCAGCUGGGGGAGCACAUGUUCAACAGGAUGGGGUCUGAUGUGACCAAACAUGACUACAUCAGACAGAAGAUGAGAGAAGUAGGCAGACUUCUUCUUGAAGCAAGGAAGAUUACCCCACUGAGAACAAUGGUAGACUUCAUCAUACCAACUAACUUCAAACAUGUCAUAGCAGCUGUUAAAGUUGUAUCUGGCUAUGAUGAAGAGAAAAACUCCUACCGCAUUCCUUCUUUAGCUCUCAAACUUGGGCAUUCUUUAAACAAGAUAUCUAGCAUUGUUGAGAGCAAUGCCAUGAUGUAUGGAGAUCAUGAGCGUGCUGAGUGUGCCCGAGACUUCAGGAAAAUACACCAGGCAAGGUGGAAUGAGUACAUUUCUGCUGGUGCUAUAACUACAUUGAAAGAAGCCAAGUGGAACACACCACAGAUCAUUCCUUUCACUCAGGAUGUCAAAGUCCUGCACACACAUCUUGAAAAGAAACACAAUGAGCUCCUAAGUAAGCUCAGAUCUUGCCCUUCUGCUGACAGCUACGCUGCUCUAGCCAAGGUCACGCUGUCCCAGGUCAUCCUGUUCAACCGAAGGAGAGAAGGUGAGGUAUCCCGGAUGCUUUUGUCAGCUUUUAAAAGCAGGGAUUCUUCUGAGCUACACGAAGACAUUGCCAUCUGUCUGUCUGAGUUUGAGAGGAAGCUGUGUCUGCACUUCUCAAGAGUUGAGAUCCGUGGUAAACGAGGGAGAAAGGUUCCUGUGCUCCUCAAGCCUUCCAUGGUUUCUGCCAUGGAGCUGCUUGUUGAAACGCGUGAGCUUUGUGGUGUUCCAGCAGAGAAUCCCUUUAUGUUUGCUAGAUGUGGAGCAAUGUCUGCCUACAGAGGAGGAGAGUGCAUCAACAAAGCUGCUUGCGAAUGUGGCAUAAAGAACCCUGAUGCACUGUCAUCAACUAGGCUCAGGAAACACAUAGCAACCAUGUCUAAAAUUCUUAACCUUAAUGAGAAUGAAGCAGACCAACUGGCUGAUUUCCUUGGUCACGAUAUCAGAAUCCACAGACAGUAUUAUCGGUUACCAGAGGGAACACUGCAGCUGGCAAAAAUGAGUAAAGUCCUAAUGGCCAUGGAGAAAGGAACACUGUCUGACUACAAAGGAAAGAAACUUGAUGACAUUGAAAUUGACCCAAAUGAGCAACUUGAGGCCCAAGGUGAUUCCAUGUCAAGUGAUGAGGAGGAUUCCAGUGACCUAUCUCAGACAACAGCACCAGUACAGACUGAUCAACCUGUUCAAUCUGAACAAGCUGUUUCACAGGAGGAUCAAGGUUCUUCAAAUGCUCCAAAAAAGAAAUGGGAGGACAGUGAGGUAAAAGCAGUAGAGAGACACAUGAUGAGUUUCAUCAAGACAUGCAAAGUUCCUGGUAAGCAAGACUGUGAAAGAUGCAUUCACGCAGAGCCAGAAGCUUUGAAGCAGCGAACAUGGACUGGUGUGAAAAAUUAUGUGCGGAACAGGAUCACGACUCUUAAAAGAAAGGGUGGUUUGUAGGAAGGCACAAACACUUCAGCACUUUGCACAUUAUGCUCUUUUUGUAGGAAAUGGAGCUAAAUUAAAAGAAAUGAGGAUAAAGGUGUAGAAAUAUUUUGUGGAUGGAAUGAAACAGAAUAUAAAGUGAAAAGUUAGAGUAUAAGAAGGUUAAUGAAGAAGUAGAGGAUAGUAAGAGUCAAUUUUCUUUGUUCAGUUACAAUAUAGUUGGAUGAAAUGUCAUGUUAAACUUUUUGAUAUUUCUGUCAUAGAGGGAGGAGAGAAUGUAAAGAUGAUAAAAAAGGGAAGAGUGAAUAGCUGUGCUGGAC
This is a messenger RNA of Carassius gibelio (silver crucian carp), 3236 nucleotides long. RefSeq lists its product as uncharacterized. NCBI's taxonomy places the organism in Eukaryota, Metazoa, Chordata, Actinopteri, Cypriniformes, Cyprinidae. The transcript has 5 exons. Bases 1 to 2931 code for a protein of 976 amino acids. The record is from RefSeq and is a predicted model, not a curated record.